Cottoperca gobio is the source of this 2456-nucleotide messenger RNA. Its product is annotated as synaptobrevin-like. NCBI's taxonomy places the organism in Eukaryota, Metazoa, Chordata, Actinopteri, Perciformes, Bovichtidae. Gene Ontology annotation, biological process: vesicle-mediated transport. The transcript has 5 exons. The record is from RefSeq and is a predicted model, not a curated record. Gene Ontology annotation, cellular component: membrane. The coding region runs from base 212 to 580 and encodes 122 amino acids.
CAUUUUGACUUUCGUUUGGACCAGUUCCGAGAAUUCUUGUCUUGUUUUUUUUUCCCUGUGAUCUUGCUGUUUUUGCUUCUUCUUCUCCUUCUUCUUCUUCUUCUUCUUCCUCUUCUUCUUCUCGUGUUGUACUUCAGACCCUCCCUCUCCACCUCACAGCCCUCACCCCUCCUCCGCUGCCCGUGAGUCAGUUCAAACAGCUGCAUAGAAGAUGUCCGCCCCAGAUGCUGCUGCCGCCCCCGGUGCUCCAGGAGCCCCCGGAGCAGAUGGAGCCCCAGGCGGCGUUCCUCCCGGCCCACCCAACACCUCCAGCAACCGCAGGCUACAGCAGACACAGGCCCAAGUGGAGGAGGUGGUGGACAUCAUGCGGGUGAAUGUGGACAAGGUUUUGGAAAGGGACCAGAAGCUUUCAGAGCUGGAUGACAGAGCGGAUGCUCUCCAAGCCGGAGCCUCUCAGUUUGAAAGCUGCGCCGCUCAGCUAAAGAACAAGUACUGGUGGAAGAACUGCAAGAUGAUGAUCAUGAUGGGUGUCAUCGGAGUCAUUGUGGUUGGAAUACUAUUCUUGUACUUCUUCUACUGAGCUCUGCCCAUCAGUACCGAUGGAUAUGGACUUGAGAAAGAUAUGAGAGGGAAAGAGAAAAAAAUAAAAAGAUACCCAAGCGCCACUCCUCCCCUUUUAUCCGUCCUCUCUUCACAGUCUUCCAUCAAACCAUCUCGCACUUAUACGUGACAGUAGUGUUUAUAGGUGUCUCCGCUCUGCGCCCCCCCCUCUCCCUCCCUUCUUGUUGCUUUCUUCCACUGCUUUGGUGUCCUGUCUCUGCACCUCAUGUAUUAUUGAAGGACGCAGCGGGCGGAGUGGAUGGAAGAAAGGAAAAUGGAAGGAGGGAGAGAGAAAAUUCUUGUGACACGGGAACACACGGGGCUCAGUCCUCUGAACGGGGCUGUGAGAGGGGGGAGCGUGCAGAUGGUGAGAUUGAACAAGAGUUUGCAGUCCCUUCCUCCCCAGAUACGCCAAAGCUUCUUCAUAUUACCUUUUUUGAGAGUCCUACAUUUGUAAGUUGAAACUGACUUGCCUAACUAACACACUGCUUCUCUCACAACUUCUACCAUUAUUGCUACUUACUAACACAAGGUCAUUUUAGAUUAAGAUUAGAAACAUUUUUGUUGUACGUGCGUGUGUUUGUGUGUGUGUGUGUGUGUGUAUUUGUGAUCCAAAGCAUUGUAGCCAUUAGCUUUUUUCUGAGUUUAGCUGAUAGGGUUUUAUUAGUAACUUUUUCCUUUCCUUUCCUGCCAAACUUUCUGCAACGUUCAGUAACGACAAUGAGAGAAAAAAAAUGUGAAAAAGAGACUGAGAGUAUAAGGAACGGAAGAAGGGAUUCUGGGAAAUGUAGUGAGCAUUCCCCCCCCCCCAAAAAAAACAAAAACUUUAGGAUUUCAAAUUCUGGACUGAUAAGCAAUUAUUGAAGAAGUAGUUGUGCUUCAUUUCACCCCGGUUGUUGUACCACAGGUGGAGGAAUAGUCGUGUUAUUCUACGUGGCGUAGUGAUACGCGCAGCAGCCACUAACAGACAAUCUGCUGUACACAUGAGCACGAGGAAGGUCUCUUAACUCUGACAUGGACACAGCCACAGACAGAUGAAUGUGUCGUGUCACAUUAAAAAUAAAACUGGUACAAAACGACAACUUGUUUGGAAGUUGUGCAGAAAAAAAAAACAUUUUUGUUUAAGUUGACCUUCAAAAAGCAGGAUAAUGGGGGAAAGGACAUUAUUUAGAAACCCAGAUCCACCCUCCCCCCCCCCCUCACAUAAAAACAGACUCCCCUGCAGUAAAUGCAAAAUGAGGUGUUUGUUUCUAACUUGCAUGGCAAACCGUGUCCAUAGUUUUGCCUAUUUGUGUGAUCUGUGUAUCUGCCAUUUCUAAUCUAACUGCCGAUUGUACAUUUCUUUUGUUAGUGGUUUAAACGACCUGUGUAUAAUGUCUUUCUGAUCUGAUAAUUACUGCUUAUGCAAUGCAAUGAUGCUCAAGAGUUUGCUAAAUUCGAUUAAUUUGAGUUGCUUUUGAGAGAAGAAUUAUAUUCUGAGACUGCAAACAACUGCUACUAUAGUGAUCUGUUAAAACAUGUAGUAUUGUAUGGAUUGAACAAUAGUACACUUAUGUCAGAUUAUGCUCCUGAAGAUGUGUUUAUAAAUUCUUCAGGUUUUUCGGGGGUCAUUGGACAUAAAAGAAAAGUUAAUGUUCCUCUCUUCGGACCGAAUGAAGAUGCAUAAUUGUAGCAGCUAGUUAUAACUAUCUGAUGAUAUUGUGCAACAAUAUUAUUAGGUUAUUACCACAUGAGAUAUGAGAACAUGUUUUGUGAUUUACAACCGGAAAAUGCAGUAAGAUGAUGCAACUGGAUUUGCGAAAACAAAUGCAUGCUUACCACUUUUGCUGAUGCCAAUAAAUAAAUCAUCAACAGAA